AUGAGCAAGUUGACUGAGGAAGAAACCAUCCCACACAAGACCGAUGUUGGCGCCCUUGCCAACAGAAUCAACCUGGAGACCAGAGCCCUUCACAACAAAAUCGACAAGCUUGUCACCUUGAAGUUCGCUUUGGCCCUUAGAGACUACAAGAUCUACAGACAGGGUUUGCAGAGUUUCUACCACGUUUUCGCCACCGUCGAGAGUCAGCUCCACGCCCAGUUGGAGAAGGGCGACGAGUGGAGCGAGAUGUUGCAGAAGGUGUGGAAGCCUGUCAUUGCCAGAAGCGCUCCAGCUCAGCAGGACUUGUUGUUCUACUACAACGACCGCAAGGAGAAGUUCAUGAGCCCCAUCAUGCCUGCCCAGAUCGAGUUUGUCGAGCACAUCCGCGAGGUGACGCUGGAGAAGCCAUGGAUCUUGUUUGCAUACUUGCACGUUAUGUACUUGGCUCUUUUCGCCGGAGGCAGAGUGAUGAGACUGUCGAUUCUGAGAGCCACGGGACUUUUCCCACAGAAGGACGGCUUGAAGCACGAUGACAUUGUCAAGCUCGGCACGAACUUCUUCCAGUUUGACGUUGCCGACGAGAACGCCUUCAGACUUCUCUACAAGAGAGACUACGAGUUGGCCACGCGUAACGACUUGACCGAGGAACAGAAGCUCGACAUUAUCGAGGAGUCCAAGUACAUUUUCCAGCAGAACGCCAAGUGUGUCAUUGAGUUGGAGCACCACAACUUGACCCGUAUCAAGAAGAAGUGGUCCUACUUCUUUGCCACCAGAGGCUACUACGUGGUGAUUGCGCUUUUCGCCAUCGCCGCCUUGUUGAUUCUUUCCAAGCUUGUUCACUCGCUCUACUAG
Molecule: messenger RNA, 852 nt
Organism: Candidozyma duobushaemuli
Lineage: Eukaryota; Fungi; Ascomycota; Pichiomycetes; Serinales; Metschnikowiaceae
Gene: HMX1
Product: Hmx1p
Exons: 1
Coding region: 1-852 (283 amino acids)
Biological process (GO): heme oxidation
Molecular function (GO): heme oxygenase (decyclizing) activity
Source: RefSeq, a predicted model, not a curated record